Messenger RNA from Ooceraea biroi (clonal raider ant), 2450 nucleotides. RefSeq names its product excitatory amino acid transporter 2 (gene Eaat-2). The record is from RefSeq and is a predicted model, not a curated record. Gene Ontology annotation, molecular function: neutral L-amino acid transmembrane transporter activity; L-glutamate transmembrane transporter activity; glutamate:sodium symporter activity. Gene Ontology annotation, cellular component: plasma membrane. Gene Ontology annotation, biological process: L-glutamate transmembrane transport. NCBI's taxonomy places the organism in Eukaryota, Metazoa, Arthropoda, Insecta, Hymenoptera, Formicidae.
AUGUCUCUGGGGCAACGUAUUUCCGGCGCCGUCGCGGUUCUCCGCGGUGCCUCGACAGAGGCCAAGGAAACCGGCCACACGUCGUGCACAGAAGAGAUCGAGAAGAUGACGUCCGAGGAAGAAGUCGAGGACAAACCGCGGCACAGAGUGACGGCACUCGACAGGUUACAGGUGGUAAUAGAAUGGAUGGGAACCAACUUGCUUCUGGCGUUGACUAUCGCCGGAGUUUUGGUGGGUCUUGGUCUCGGGUUUCUGGGUCGAUUGGCCGAUCUCUCGCCGCAAGCUGUAACUCUCGUCAGCUUUCCGGGAGAGCUUCUCAUGCGGAUGCUGAAAAUGUUCGUUCUGCCGCUCAUUAUCUCAUCGCUCAUCUCCGGAAUGGCACAACUAGACGUUCAAAGAUCGGGAAGGAUAGGCGUCCGAGCGCUAACGUAUUACUCGGUGACGACCAUCCUCGCCGCUAUAGUGGGCAUUGCGAUGGUGCUGAUGAUCCAUCCGGGAGAUCCGCAGAUCAAGAGUACGGUUGCCGUGAUGGUGAAAGCCGAGGAGACGAAGGUCUCCACCAUAGACGCUAUCCUCGACAUAAUUCGAAACAUGCUGCCGGAGAAUCUGGUGCAAGCGUGCUUCCAGCAGGUGCAGACUUCUUACGUGAAGAAGAAAGUGGUCGGGAUCGGCGGCUCGAAUCAAAGCGAGUACAUAUUGGAGCCAACCUUGGUCUACAAGGACGGCACGAAUGUGAUGGGUAUGAUCGUGUUCUGCAUCAUCUUCGGCGUGCUCGCGGGCCAGAUAGGCCCUCGCGGCAAGCUGAUGGUAGAUUUCUUCGUGAUACUGAACGAGAUCAUCAUGAAGCUCGUCACCAUCGUCGUGGUCUGGUACUCUCCGUUCGGUAUCAUGUGCCUGAUAGCUGGAAAGAUCAUGUCGAUCAGCAAUCUGGCGGGAACCGCUCAAAUGUUAGGUCUCUACAUGGUGACAGUCGUGUUGGGUUUAAUGAUUCACGCGAUCAUCACGUUGCCGCUGAUCUAUUGGUUCAUGACGCGAAAGAAUCCAGCAAUAUUCUUCAGGGGCAUGAUGCAAGCCUGGGUGACGGCGCUGGGUACAGCUUCAAGUGCAGCGACCUUGCCCCUGACGUUCCGUUGUCUCGAGGAAAAUAACAAGAUCGAUCCGCGGGUGACACGCUUCGUCGUGGCGGUGGGUGCGACCGUGAACAUGGAUGGCACAGCUCUUUACGAGGCCGUAGCAGCGAUCUUCAUCGCGCAAAUGAACGGCAUCCCGUUAGGAUUCGUCGAAGUCAUCACUGUCAGCCUUACAGCUACCCUGGCGAGCGUCGGAGCCGCAAGUAUUCCCGGCGCCGCGUUGGUCACCAUGCUGCUGGUGUUAACCGCCCUGGGUCUCCCCACGAACGACGUUUCCUUACUGUUUGCAAUCGAUUGGAUACUGGAUCGACUCAGAACUUCGAUCAACGUUCUGGGCGAUGGUUACGGAGCCGGGAUAGUUUAUCAUUUGAGCAAAAUAGAGCUGGACAAGAUGGAUGAGGAACGAAGAUUGGAGAGUCUGGAAAGCGGAAGUCCCGUCGAAAUCGCGGCUGAGGGACCACGAGAAGAAUCUACAAAGCACGAGCAAACUUCUGAAACGAGGAUCUGAAGAACUACAGUCUCCUUAGUGAAUUCACAACGUUAUUUCGCCAGGAAUGUUAUCAGUCCGAAAUACUAUUAUUCGUCCUGUGUUAAGUAUAUUUUCGUAGCAUUUCGAUUUUCACUGCCGAGAAACAGAGUUUUCCCGUACGUCAAGUGUUACAUUUAACACAGACACACACACACGAGUCGGGAUAAUUUUUGUUAUCUAAAACGCGUAUAAUUGUUGAAAGAAUGCUGUAGAUAUAGGCGAUUUUGUUUAACAUGCGUUUUGUGUAGCAAGCGAAUUAAGAAAUUAGCAGUAGCGAAUAAAUUACCAAAAGCAUUGAAAUAGCAGAAAACGCGAGCAUGUUAAGUACAAAGCAACGAAAGUUGGAUAUUGAUUUCUCAUUUUCUUCAUUUUCUGGUAUAUGAAAAUCUAUUUGCUUCUUAAAACAUUACAUUAAAGAAUAUUGAUGUACAGUAAAGUAGAGAUGUAAAGGAUAUAGUAAAUCAUUAAAUAUUGUGUCUGACGCAAAAUUUGUACAUUAUCAACAAUCGAAUUAAGGAUGAGUUCAUCGAGAAAGCACUUAGAAACGUUCACGGUCAACAAUAUUUAAGAAAAAAAUUACUGCGUGAAUAUUCGCAAACAAUUUCAACGUUCUAUGGGAGUGAUUAAAGAUAAUAGGGGCCAAUACUUUAUACGGAUGUGUUCAUUAGCGUUGCAUGUGUAGGUAUAUAUAUAUAUAUAGGCUAGUCUCAUCAAAUAAUUAUAAUUCGCUGAUUAAUAAUUAAUUUAUUACGCAGAUGUAUGUUACAUCCAAUAAAGAAAAUGGCUACUCG